This is a messenger RNA of Melitaea cinxia (Glanville fritillary), 1111 nucleotides long. RefSeq names its product protein Wnt-6 (gene Wnt6). Gene Ontology annotation, molecular function: frizzled binding; cytokine activity. Gene Ontology annotation, cellular component: extracellular region. The transcript has 6 exons. The record is from RefSeq and is a predicted model, not a curated record. NCBI's taxonomy places the organism in Eukaryota, Metazoa, Arthropoda, Insecta, Lepidoptera, Nymphalidae. Gene Ontology annotation, biological process: neuron differentiation; cell fate commitment; canonical Wnt signaling pathway. The coding region runs from base 1 to 1059 and encodes 352 amino acids.
AUGCGGCCGGUCCUCAUAGCCGCCUGCCUACUGCUGCUUGCGCCCAUCACCGACUCAUGGUGGGCGUCUGGCAGCGCAGUAAUCCUGGACCCUCGUAUGGUUUGCAAAAAGAACCGACGCACACGUGGUCGUCUCGCACAGAUCUGCCGGAACGAAACCGGUCUACUGAAGGAGAUCAGCCGUGGAGUCACACUCGGGGCGACGGAGUGUGCUCAUCAGUUCAGAAACCGCCGCUGGAAUUGUACUACGCAGAGACGAAGCAUGAGGAAGAUACUCAUGAGGGAUACGAGGGAAACGGGGUUUGUAAAUGCGAUCACAGCGGCCGGCGUUACGUACGCCAUCACAAGAGCUUGUACAGCGGGAUCGCUGUUGGAAUGCUCGUGUCAAAAGGAAGUCCCGAAACCCCGUCGUGGGAGGGUGGCUCAAAUACCCCAAUCCCCGUCUUCUGCGCAGACGGAUAGGUGGCAAUGGGGAGGGUGCAGCGACAACGUUCGCUUCGGCUUGCAGAAGUCCAGAGAGUUCAUGGACAGCCGGUACAAGAAGAAAAGUGACAUAAAGAACUUGAUCAAACUCCACAAUCACAACGCUGGGAGGUUGGCAAUAAAAAAUAACAUGAGGGUGGAAUGCAAAUGUCAUGGUUUAUCCGGUUCUUGUACUCUUCGAACUUGCUGGUGGAGAAUGCCCACUUUCAGAGAAGUGGGCGAUAGAUUACGAGAUAGAUUUGAAGGUGCUGCUAAGGUUAUUUCAAGCAACGACGGUGAUAGCUUUAUGCCAGAAAGCCCUAACAUUAAGAGACCUGGCAAGAAAGAUAUUAUAUACUCCGAAGAAUCCCCAGAUUUUUGUACUGCGAACAUAAAGACUGGGUCUCUUGGCACCGAAGGACGUCAAUGUAAUAUAAGUUCUGCAGGAACAGAUAGUUGUGACCAACUCUGUUGUAGGAGAGGUUACAUCCAGACGACUAUAAGGGAGGCUGAGAACUGCAAUUGUCAGUUCAAAUGGUGCUGCGAAGUUAUUUGUGAAACAUGCUAUGUUAAACGAGACAUACAAACGUGUCUUUAAUGUGAUAGAUAAUAAUAACGAUAAAUUUUAAAUAAACUAAUUUAAGGUUAAA